AUGAGUUUGGCUUCAAGGUACCAGUUGCUUCUCGUGAAUCAACUGCACCUUCCACCUCGUCUGGCUCUCUUCUGCAGCCUCAACGAGAUGGCUGGUCGGGUCGCGAGUGCUUCUUCAAAAGAGUGGGCUAUGAACUUCAACUCAAAGUCAAGUCUGGGCCUAAAUUCUUCCGAUUUUUUUUUAGCAAUAGGUCUUUUCGAAUUCCCGGUAUCUGAGACCAGCCUCAACGAGAUUGUCGGUCGUGUCGCGAGUAUCUUGACGAUGUAA
This is a messenger RNA of Protopolystoma xenopodis, 267 nucleotides long. NCBI's taxonomy places the organism in Eukaryota, Metazoa, Platyhelminthes, Monogenea, Polystomatidea, Polystomatidae. The record is from the annotation of a GenBank genome assembly.